UCAAACCUAUAGUGUUGCCAUUAACCCCUAAAAGUUAACACAUCAUAAUAUAUACUUAAACGUUUACAAAAUGGCUUUUAUAGAAGAUAUAUUAAACAAACUCGGAUGGAACGACGGUUUUCAAAUCCCGGUGGCAAACCGGGAAAACCAAGAACUCGAAAAGGAGUUGGCCACAUUAACGUUUCAGAAAGCGAAAGCGAAAACUGGCCUCGAUAACACGUUGAGCCGUUUGACGAACUUAAAAGAACAUUUUAAGUUUGUUUUACAGGAAAAUGAACAAACCCAAAAACUUAUUACUGCCCAUAAGCAGCAAUACGAUACGGAGAGGAACAGUUUACACUCCCUUAAAGGCGAGAAGAAUAAACUGGAAACUGAAAUUGCCGAAGUGAAUAAGAAAGUUAAAGACUUGGAAUGUUUAAAGGAGAAUCUUAAGAAGGAUUUGGAAAAGGCUGUCAUUAAGGUGGACAGAAUCAAACAAGAAACAGGCUGGGAUAUCGAAGCCCUAAAAGCAUGGGAAGAAGCAUUAAAAAAACGCGACGACGACAACGAACUAUUAAAAAAAUUCUCAAAAGAAGACGAGAGAAGAUUCAACGUCCUCGAAGCGAGACGACAAUUUUUACAAUGCGACUAUGACAACAAAACGAUGAUAAUCGCGAAAGCCGUAUGUGAGCUACACAGUCUGGAAAUGAUCAUCGAAAGAACUGGCAAAGCUGUCAAGCAGCAAAUGAACGAACGGGAAGCGUUGAUAAAACAGUGGAAAGACGCGGUGAAAAUGCUCCAAACCAGAGAUCAGGAUAUAUCCAAAUGGCAGGAACGCAUAGGGCAAUCCCAUGACGCUUUAAUGAAGCAACAAGAAAUUCUGGAAGAAGAAAACCAAUUGCUAAAAAACGAGAUUAAGAACAACAAAGAGAUCGAGUUGGAAAUUGAGUCGCUUAAUGCAAUGAACUCCAGGAUCCGUAGGGAGCUCGGGGAGUUUCAGCAAAAUGUUUUGACAGUCAUUAAUGAAGUGCAAACUGUGAAGAGACACGUGGCAUUGUCAGCAAACUCUUUGGAGAAAAUUCGUAUGAAAAACCGGAUGGUGGAUUAUAAAAUUAGUGAAAAAGAAAGGCAUUCCAUCAAAGACAAAGAAGACUUAGUUAUACUGGAGGAUAAAAUAAGGGACAUGGAAGGAAACUCAUUGUCGUCUUCAGAGAGGAUCAAUCGCAUCCAGAAAAUGAUCGAGCACGAGCAGAAGCAUUCCAACAUGCUUAUGGCAGACACUGAAAAGAUCAACAAUAGUUUAUACAGGACGGAUCAGAUGUUAAAAGAGCAACAAGGGAUCGGGAAAUCUUUGGAGGUCCAGAUGAAUAAUCUGCAUUGCAUUUCGACUAAGUUGAGAAAACAUAUUGUCGACGAGAAAAAAUCUUUGGAGAAGAUUAAGGAGGUGGUGUACGAUAUGCAAUAUAGAAUAGACGAGUUCGAGCAACGACUUUGUAAACUGGAAGGCUCCAACAAGAGGGAAGAUCAUAUGGACGAAAAGGAGGAAAAAAUUAGAGAGUUGGAAAAGAUAUUGGGAGAUUACGCGGAGGUACAGCACACGCUACAGACCCAAGUCAAUCGGUUACAAGAUGAAAUGAGAAGACUGUCCAACUUUAUUGCGACCGAUAAGGAACACUUGUCUACGUUACAAAAUAAGGUGGAGAAUCAUAUGUUGGAGUACGAUAUUGGCCGAAAACAAAUAAUUGCUGCAAGAAACUCAACCCAAGAAAAGCAAGUGGAAGAGAACAUCAUGAGGCUCAGAAUAAAUCACAUUGAGCAAGACAUGAAGAAAGAAGAAAAGAAGAUAUUUAGCUUACAAAAGCUGAGGGUGGCCUUAGAUCAGGCUAUGAAGGAACGCAAUGUAGAAAUUGAAACGAAACGAUCAAUAGUGUUUGCCAAAAAAAGAAACUUAGAAGAAGAAAAGGGAAGACUAAAAGGAGACAUCUCGCUCAGAAAAAUCAAAGUGGAGCAGCUACAAAAGAAAUACCACAUUGAACUGAUGUCUCUGGGGAAAGACGAGGAUGGACAACCGUUAUCCGUGACCCACUUCAAAAUUAAGGCGGCCCAAGAUAAGUACAUGUUGCAACAAGAAGGGGAUGAGCUAGACCAGAAGAUUAAAAUUGCUGAGAAAGAGAUAGUGGCCAUGGAGAACACCUUGAAGAUGGUCAAUUUAACGAAUGUGGCUUUCAAGGGUAACCUGUCGCAAAUCAAAGAAGAUGAUCCUGAAAUUGUUGAAAUGAAAGCUUUGGAUUCUUUACUUAAAGAGUGGCAAUUAAAAGUGAGGAAAGCGAGGCAACAGUUGAGUGAAUCUCAAGCAGUUUUAGAAGAGUUGAAAAGGGUGCUAAACGAAGAACUUAAGAAGGAAGUAGCAGAAAAGAAAGAACAUCUAAAUGAACUCGAAGAGGAAAAUUUGUUUAUCGAGAAACAAGAGCACACCAAAGAGGAGAAGUUAAAGAGAGCCGAACUCCAACUAAGAAAAACUUUGAAGAAACUAAAUUUACCAGAAAUGACUAUAUAUGAUCAAGACUUGGAAAUUCGACAAAUGAAAGAUGCCAACAACGCCGUAUUGAAGCAUUUGAACUCGAUGUUAACGGAACUUCCCGAUGUAGCUCCGAACAUCAACAAAUACGCCGCUGAAUUGGGAGUCAACUUGAAAACUCUAAGCAGUUUCAGUUCGAAGACUUUUUCCACUUGUAGUUCCGUUGGUAGUAACGGAUCGAGUUCCAGGAGUCUGAUAAUGCAAAUGACCAACGUGAUGGUUAAGAAGUUGGAUGUGGCUUUUAAAGAGUGAUUUUACUGUGUUUUUUUUAUAGAAUUUUUAAUAAAAUUAUUUGAGUUUCUUA
Messenger RNA from Anthonomus grandis grandis, 2861 nucleotides. It is a transcript of the gene Ccdc39, whose product is annotated as coiled-coil domain-containing protein 39. Bases 71 to 2809 code for a protein of 912 amino acids. The transcript is spliced from 11 exons. Gene Ontology annotation, cellular component: axoneme. Gene Ontology annotation, biological process: inner dynein arm assembly; cilium movement; cilium-dependent cell motility. The record is from RefSeq and is a predicted model, not a curated record. Lineage: Eukaryota; Metazoa; Arthropoda; Insecta; Coleoptera; Curculionidae.